This is a messenger RNA of Fukomys damarensis (Damara mole-rat), 1185 nucleotides long. RefSeq names its product GIPC PDZ domain containing family member 1 (gene Gipc1). Lineage: Eukaryota; Metazoa; Chordata; Mammalia; Rodentia; Bathyergidae. The transcript is spliced from 8 exons. Gene Ontology annotation, molecular function: protein binding. Bases 456 to 1166 code for a protein of 236 amino acids. The record is from RefSeq and is a predicted model, not a curated record.
CGAUAAUGACAGAGUGCGUGCAGCUCAGUUGCACAGGGCUUACCUAGCAUGUGCCCUGGGUUCCUUCUGCAGCACUUGUGAGGUGACCAUGAGGAUGACAAUAACACGUGACCCCCUCAGUGGUGAGUUAAGGUGCUAGGCAGGUCUCCGUGCCCCAAGAUCUCUCUGGCGUCCUGUGAGCAGCCUGAGCAACAGAGACUCUGCCCGUUUUUCAGAUGAGGACACUGAGGCCCAUGAAGUGACCUGUGCUCCCCACAGCCACGCAGCGGGCUUUUUGGUUGUUGCCUCUGUCUCAACCUGAACCGUGACAAGAGGACAGAUCCAGGCCUCUGAGGAGCCAACACGCACGCCAGCUGGCGCACGGCAGCCCCACAGGCCGCAUUGAGGGCUUCAGCAACGUGAAGGAGCUGUACGGGCGCAUCGCGGAGGCCUUCCGCCUGCCGCCCGCGGAGGUGAUGUUCUGCACACUCAACACCCACAAAGUGGACAUGGACAAGCUGCUGGGUGGCCAGAUCGGGCUGGAGGACUUCAUCUUCGCCCACGUCAAGGGGCAGCGCAAGGAGGUGGAGGUGUUCAAGUCGGAGGACGCGCUGGGCCUGACCAUCACCGACAACGGCGCGGGCUACGCCUUCAUCAAGCGCAUCAAGGAAGGCAGUGUGAUCGACCAUAUCCAGCUCAUCAGCGUGGGUGACAUGAUCGAGGCCAUCAACGGCCAGAGCCUGCUGGGCUGCCGCCACUAUGAGGUGGCGCGGCUGCUCAAGGAGCUGCCCCGCGGCCGCACCUUCACACUGAAGCUCACAGAGCCCCGCAAGGCCUUUGACAUGAUCAGCCAGCGUUCAGGAAGCAGCCGCCUCAGCUCCAGCCUACAACUGGGCACUGGCCGAGGAACCCUCCGGCUGCGAUCGCGGGGCCCCGCCACGGUGGAGGAGUUGCCCUCAGCCUUUGAGGAGAAGGCCAUCGAGAAGGUGGACGAUUUGCUGGAGAGUUACAUGGGGAUCAGAGACACCGAGCUGGCAGCCACCAUGGUCGAGCUGGGGAAGGACAAAAGAAACCCAGACGAGCUGGCCGAGGCCCUUGACGAGCAGCUGGGUGACUUUGCCUUCCCAGACGAGUUCGUCUUUGAUGUCUGGGGUGCUAUCGGGGACGCUAAGGUUGGCCGCUACUAGGAACCCACUGGACCUCGCA